Messenger RNA from Tachysurus vachellii, 1367 nucleotides. RefSeq names its product BUB3 mitotic checkpoint protein (gene bub3). The record is from RefSeq and is a predicted model, not a curated record. Gene Ontology annotation, cellular component: bub1-bub3 complex; kinetochore; mitotic checkpoint complex. Gene Ontology annotation, molecular function: ubiquitin binding. Lineage: Eukaryota; Metazoa; Chordata; Actinopteri; Siluriformes; Bagridae. The coding region runs from base 133 to 1113 and encodes 326 amino acids. The transcript is spliced from 8 exons. Gene Ontology annotation, biological process: mitotic spindle assembly checkpoint signaling.
GCCGCGUGAGUGUGGAGCUUAGCAGUCAGUGUCAGUACAGUUAGCCGCCGGAGCGUUAGCUUAGCUUAGCUUAGCUUUGUUACUGAUUCUUCCUUAUUUUACAUAAACAUUUUACUGUUCCGAAAGUAAACGAUGACGGGUUCAAACGAGUUCAAACUGAACCAGGGACCUGACGACAGCAUCUCAGCUGUGAAGUUCAGCCCCAACACCACUCAGUUCCUCUUGGUCUCCUCCUGGGACUCCUCUGUCCGUCUUUACGAUGUUGGUGGAAAUUCCUUGAGGAUGAAGUACCAGCAUACGGGUCCGGUCCUCGACUGCGCGUACUAUGAUCCGACUCACGCGUGGAGCGGUGGACUCGACUGCCAGCUCAAAAUGCACGAUUUGAACACAGACCAAGACACGAUCGUCGGAACGCACGACGCUCCUAUUCGCUGCGUAGAGUAUUGUCCAGAGGUGAACGUCAUGGUAACGGGCAGUUGGGACAUGAGCGUGAGGCUGUGGGAUCCUCGCACCCCCUGCAACGCCGGGACUUUCACCCAGCCUGAGAAGGUGUACACGCUAUCUGUGGCUGGGGAUCGUCUGAUCGUGGGUACAGCGGGACGCAGAGUGCUGGUGUGGGACCUGAGGAACAUGGGAUACGUCCAGCAGAGACGAGAAUCCAGCCUGAAGUAUCAGACACGCUGCAUACGAGCGUUUCCAAACAAACAGGGCUACGUGCUGAGCUCCAUCGAGGGCCGUGUUGCUGUGGAGUACCUGGACCCAAGUCUGGAGGUGCAGAAGAAGAAAUAUGCCUUCAAAUGCCACCGUCUGAAGGAGAAUGGUAUCGAGCAGGUGUAUCCUGUCAACGCCAUCUCCUUCCACAGCAUCCACAAUACCUUCGCUACAGGUGGCUCAGAUGGCUUCGUGAACAUCUGGGACCCAUUCAACAAGAAGCGCCUGUGUCAGUUCCACCGUUACCCCACCAGCAUCGCCUCUCUGGCCUUCAGCUGUGACGGCUCUCUGCUGGCCAUCGCCUCCUCCUACAUGCAGGAGAUGGGUGACAUCUCACACCCGGCCGACGCCGUCUUCAUCCGCCAGGUCACUGACGCAGAGACUAAGCCAAAGUCGACCUGAGGCUGUGUUCACACUCGUGUUCAGGACUGAACAGUUUUCCCUGAAACUCCUGCUGGUAUCCAGUUUGUUCAUAUGUGUGUUGUUCUGUUUUUUAUCUCCUUUUGCUUUUCUACACUUUUCCUUCUCCUCGUCUUCGUUCGUAAUAAAACAGGCAAUUUUUCGUCUCUUUCGUUCUACAUUUCUCUCUAAACGCUGAAAGAUUUUUUGUUUAUUUUUGUUUAUUUCUGUUUAAUAAAAUAAAUUUGUCUCUGAUA